Messenger RNA from Diachasma alloeum, 614 nucleotides. RefSeq names its product peptidoglycan recognition protein. Bases 45 to 614 code for a protein of 189 amino acids. The transcript has 4 exons. The record is from RefSeq and is a predicted model, not a curated record. Gene Ontology annotation, molecular function: peptidoglycan binding; zinc ion binding; N-acetylmuramoyl-L-alanine amidase activity. Lineage: Eukaryota; Metazoa; Arthropoda; Insecta; Hymenoptera; Braconidae. Gene Ontology annotation, biological process: innate immune response; peptidoglycan catabolic process.
UAAACUGUGAUGAACUCUCAAUCGUUCUGAAAAACAGAGUCAUCAUGUGGAUAAUAUUUCCAUGUCUCAUAAUCCUCUCCAAUAUCAUAUUAAAUUCUCCAGCAAGUGCAACCGAUUGUCCAGCGAUAGUUGCUCGAGCGCAGUGGCAAGCGAGACCAUCACGUGAUGAUAACUUUCUUAUCACACCAAUUCCUUAUGUUUUCAUCCAUCACACUGUUACACCAGGCUGCCAGACAUUCGUCGCGUGCACGGAACGACUUCGCAAUAUUCAGGACUAUCAUAUGGACGACUUAAAUUGGCACGACAUCGGUUUUUCAUUCUUCAUCGGAGGAGAUGGAAAUGUUUACGAAGGCGCCGGCUGGAAUAAAGAAGGGGCGCAUACAUAUGGAUACAAUAAAAAGUCGCUUGGAAUUGCAUUUAUUGGAUCUUAUCAACGGGAGAAUGCAACUCAGCAAAUGGUGGAUGCAGCCCACAAAUUGAUCGCCUGUGGCAAGGAAAAGUCAAUGCUGAGACCAGAUGUCAAGGUACUGGGGGCCAGUCAAGUUACGAGUACUGUGAGCCCUGGGAGGAAGUUGUAUCAGCAGAUUCAAGGGUGGCCCGAAUGGUCCUCAUAA